AUGAAUGUCUACGAAAGUCAGCCACAAGAGCAUACUAGUAAGAAAUGCGCUAAUUGGGAAGAACAGUCCAAUUGUCAGAAAAGGUUACCAAAGCAUAAAUGUAGCUUCGAUUCGCUCGGUUUUGCUGUUAGCGAUGUAGUUGGAUCGACCAACUUGGAUUAUCCUUGUAGCCAGCGAAGCCAGACUAACCAGAAAUGAUCUGGAGUAAUGACUGCUGCAAGACAACAAAGAGUCUCUAGACGUACACCAGAAACUGCAAAAGCACAACCAGCGCUGAGAACACAUCAUGAUAAAACUCGUUAUAGUCGAAGUUUAAAAGAAGCAUCAAAUUCAUAG
Messenger RNA from Dracunculus medinensis (Guinea worm), 336 nucleotides. Lineage: Eukaryota; Metazoa; Nematoda; Chromadorea; Rhabditida; Dracunculidae. The record is from the annotation of a GenBank genome assembly.